Soboliphyme baturini is the source of this 285-nucleotide messenger RNA. NCBI's taxonomy places the organism in Eukaryota, Metazoa, Nematoda, Enoplea, Dioctophymatida, Soboliphymatidae. The record is from the annotation of a GenBank genome assembly.
AUGAGAAAGGAGGAGGGUCAGAGACCGUGGCAGAUCUCCGUAAAAUUUAGCCACCUGCCACUCAUGGUAUUGACGCCAUCCAGUUAUACCGGCUCGGUCGUCGCCCGGGUUACCAAGGGCCGCGCAGGCUGCCGGGGGACUGAGGCAGACUGCGAAAAGUCGGCGAUCAGGACCUGCUCAUUGCCCUCUGGAAGCCGGGGACGUAGCAGCACAACGACGGCUGACGAAGACCGACGGAACGACGACGUAGAUAUCAAUCAGCAGCGGAGUCGCUACCCGUUCUGA